Molecule: messenger RNA, 3179 nt
Organism: Poecilia latipinna (sailfin molly)
Lineage: Eukaryota; Metazoa; Chordata; Actinopteri; Cyprinodontiformes; Poeciliidae
Gene: pcsk7
Product: proprotein convertase subtilisin/kexin type 7
Exons: 17
Coding region: 189-2495 (768 amino acids)
Biological process (GO): protein processing
Cellular component (GO): trans-Golgi network; Golgi membrane
Molecular function (GO): serine-type endopeptidase activity
Source: RefSeq, a predicted model, not a curated record
GCCGAUAAUCCCAUGUUUAGCUCUGUUUUAUUGAGGAACAUUAGUUUCAAUCGUUAGCACGGCAAUGCUAACCUGCUAACACAGCUAAAACAACAACUACGCUGCGGUGAAACUGGAGUUCUGCAUUAGAUCACUGCUCAGAUGAAGAGGGCUUGCCUGGCGGACCAGUUGUUUCACCUUUCCUUGCCAUGGCAGCGCACUAUUUUCCCACAUUCCUCCUCCUCAUUUUUUUGUCCUCCGUAGCCCUCUUGCUGCUCACCCUUCUGCCAUCCGUCGCCCCAUCCCUCCCCUUAACCGCCUCGUCUUUAUCCUCGUCUUGGCCGUCAUGUGGUCCAGGUCAGUCUUGGGCCGUCCGGAUCCACCACAGUCUGCAUCACCAGAAGGAAGAUGAGAGAGAGGCCUCGGUUCACCUGGAUGUGAUAGCUGACAGGGUAGCAAAAGAGGCGGGGCUUCAGAACCGGGGUCAGAUUGGAGAGCUCGAAGGCCACUAUUUGCUUUGCUCAUCACAACCUCACACUGGAUCUCUGGGACACAUCUGGAAAAGGAGCAUCCAACCGAGCGAUGUUCUGGCAACACAUCCUCAUGUCCUGUGGUACUCCAAGGACAGGUUGCUCAGUCGCUCAAAGAGGUCAUUGGCCUUCAAUGACCCAAACUAUCCUAAACAGUGGCACUUGCACAAUCGAAUGAACAUAGGCAUGGAUAUCAACGUGACGGGAGUGUGGGAGCACAACAUCACUGGCCAGGGUGUCACUGUUGUUGUUGUAGAUGACGGUGUGGAACACACCCACAGAGACAUUCAGCUCAACUAUAGUCCAGAGGGGAGUUACGACCUGAACUCCAAUGACCCCGACCCCAUGCCUCACCCAGACCUCCACAGCGACAACCACCAUGGGACUCGAUGUGCUGGGGAGAUCGCAGCCGUUCCCAACAACAGCUUCUGCGCUGUGGGUGUGGCCUAUGGCAGCAAGGUGGCAGGUAUCAGAGUUCUGGAUGGGCCCCUGACUGACAGCUUAGAGGCCAUUGCCUUUAACAAGCAUUACCAAAUAAAUGACAUCUACAGUUGCAGUUGGGGACCAGAUGAUGAUGGGCACACUGUGGAUGGACCUCAUCCCCUGGGCAAGGCUGCACUGCAGCACGGGGUGAUUGCAGGCCGAAGAGGCUUCGGGAGCAUCUUUGUAGUUGCCAGUGGCAACGGGGGUCAGUACGACGACAACUGCAACUAUGACGGCUACGCCAACUCCAUCUACACCAUCACGAUAGGAGCGGUUGAUGAGGAAGGCAAGAAGCCGUUCUACGCAGAGGAUUGUGCAUCCAUGCUGGCUGUCACUUUCAGCAGCGGGGGGGCCAGAUCAAGGAGCAUCGUGACGUCUGAUUGGUCGAUGCACAAGGGGAGUGGCUGCACGGAGGGCCACACCGGUACAUCUGCUGCGGCCCCGCUGGCAGCAGGGAUGGUGGCCCUCAUGCUGCAGGUGCGGCCCUGCCUGACCUGGAGGGACGUUCAGCAUAUCGUCGCCUUCACUGCCACACAGUGCGACACGUCAGCUGACUGGAAAGUGAACGGAGCCGGUUUUCAUCACAGCCACCAGCAUGGCUUUGGCCUUUUGAACGCAUGGAGACUAGUUAAUGCUGCCAAGGUGUGGGAGUCGGUGCCUUUCCUCGUGUCCUAUCAGAGCUCGGUCAUAAAGGAGGACGUUUCCGUUUCCACUCAUACGGGCGUCUUGAUCCGCACCUGGAAUGUCUCUGCAGCCGACCUGAAGCCGUCUGGGAUGCAAACGCUCGAGCAUGUGGCCGUUACCGUGACAAUAACCCACCCCUGCCGUGGGAACGUGGAGAUCGUGCUGGAAUGUCCCAGUGGUAUGAGUUCUGUCAUCGGGGCUCGCAGGCCCAUCGACAGAGAUCCUUCCGGCUACCAGGACUGGACCUUCUCCACCGUGCGCUGCUGGGGGGAGAGAGCUGAAGGCCAGUACACCCUCAGGAUUUCUGACAGCAAAGAUGAACAGUCUGAUCAGUGCGCCGCCGUGGGAGUGCUGAAGCAGUGGAAGCUCACACUCUACGGUUCAUCUAUGACUUCCAGCGAAGUGAAGGAGAGGCAAAAGCUGGUGGAGGAAGCCAUGAGUGGCAAACAUCUGGACAGCAGCUUCUCUCUGCCCUGUCCUCCAGGAUUAGACAUCCCCCCCGAGAUCAUUAACCCCUUCACCUCCAACAACCUGAAGUUCCUGCUUCUGCUCGGAUGCUUCGCUCUCUUCUGGUCCGUCUACUACAUCUUGGACGUCACGCUCGGUCAGGUGAACCUCAGAGGCCUCCUGUGUCUGCCGAGGAGGCGGAGUCGUCUCAAAACCAGCCACGUUAGCAAAGGCAGAGGAGUGGAGGAGGCGAACGGGUACUGGGACGAAUACAUCGCAGAGUACAGGGACCAGGAGGACCAGGACUCUGGGGUGGAACUGCAGGCUGUGCUGGACUCAGAGGUCAAAGUUCCUCUCCAGCUGGAGACGUAACAGUGAGCCUAAACGUUUCCUCUUUCUCAGGCUUGUUUUUCUGCUCUGAUUGCACUUGCCUCCAACAGCAGUGAUGGUACUUAAAGACCGAGCUGCGAAUAAAUCAAAAAGUAGGUUUCUUACUCCUUCUCUUCUACCACGGUUACUCAAGUGGCCUUGAAUGUGUUUGGGCUGUGAUUUUACGUCUUCGUUUGUGCACUUCUUCCCGAACGCAUCACCUGACCAGGAAAAUAUGAUGUUAAACCACAUGGAGCUUCUAAAGCUUUCUUUAAAACUGGGAUUCAUGAACUGCGGGCGGCUUGUUGGGACUUAACCACCCAGUUUAAUGAAACAGGUACAUGGUGGGUUGGGAAAUUUUCCCCCAAAGGAGAAAUUAUAUUUUCAGAUUGAGGCCGAAACGCCUGUGGAGUAAAUUAGAGAAAAAGUUGUGUGCAAUAUUUAAGGGAAUGCAAGUUGUGUGUGUGUGCGUGUGUACGCGUGUGUGUGUGUGUGUGUGUGUGUGUGUGAGAUGGGAGUAUUUGUAAUAUCCAGGGUCUUCCUUUAAAGUGUUGCUAUAAUGUGACUUUUCAUUCUUGUGUUUUGUUUUGUUUUUUAUAUCUCUGACCUAUUAUUUCUUCCAAUUUUUAAAUCUGGGGGAGGAGGGGUUGUGUUUUUUUUUUUUUUUUUUUUUUAUUUUGUAGCUAA